GAAGGAAAAAUUUGUCCGAACAAGAGUUAAAAAGCUCAGCAAUUGUAUAGCCUAAUUCAGUUGUAUGAAAUAUUAGAAAGCAAAAGCUGGAAAAAGAAAAAAUAAUAGGAAGGAGGCGAAGGGGGAAACGAGAAGAAGAGUCGAAGGAGUAUUAUUAUGCAGCCGCAGAAGAAGAAAGAGAGCAGUAGCAGCGAUCGAGAAGCAGAAGCAGAAGAAGCAGCUGACUGUUAUGGUGCCAUGUCGGGAAUCUCCAAGAAGUUCGGAGGAGCAACAUAAUUUCAGGUUUUGGCGGCACUAGAACAAAUUUCAGUACAAUUGAGUUGGGGUUGUAGUGGGCAGACCAAAUUGGGUGAUUUUCUCUUCAGAAAUAUUAUCUUCGGGGAGCUCAAAAGAGGUAUGAUUUUCACAUGUAUUUAUGUAUUUCGGGAGCUUCUUCAGUUUGAAUGAUUUGUGAGUGCGAGAGAAUUACUGCUGCAAAUGGGUUUUUUGUUGGUCUCCUCGGAUUGAAUUGGGUGUUUAUGUUUUUCCAAGUAGCAGAUCCAUAUUGACCUCAAUACAAUACAGUUCAAUACAAUACCCAAAAAAAAGAAGGAAAAAAACACCCAGUAGGAACAGCAGCAGCAAGGGAAAAUUUCAUAACAUCAAGACUGGGUUUUUUUUUCUUUUUUUUUUCGUCCAAGGGAGAGUGAGGUGUUGUGAAGUGUGGGAGUAUUUUGGGAUGCCGGUUGUAAUUUUGGGGUUUUUGGGCAAUUGCAGUAGCAACUAUAAUUAACCCUAAUUUCAGAAGAAACAGGGGUGGGUUAGCUGGUAGUUGUUGUCGUGGUACUUGAAAGUUAUAAUCUGUGAAACCCAGUUGCUUGUAUGGCAUAUUAAUAUUGAAAUGCCACUCCCCCAGCAACCACAACCUUCCCGGGUUAAUAUUUUGGAAGUGAAGCUUCAGAUUGAGAAGAGAAUAGGCCAUGAGAGGGCCGAGCGGUAUUUUGGGCUUUUCCAGAGGUAUCUCCACAGCACGAAGCUCAACAAGGUUGAGUUUGACAAGCUUUGCAAACCCAUCAUUGGCGCAGAGAACAUUCGCUUACAUAAUCAGUUUAUACUAGGCAUUUUUAAAAAUGCAUCUCAGAGUAAGGACCCUCCAUCUCCAGCUCUGCUGGGCACUUCUAAGCCCGUGAAAGGUGUUCGGAAAAAACCUAGUUCUAACUCUUCAUCCAUUGGGGGUGAAGAUGGUUCACUGCAAAAUACUUUGUCUCCAUCUGUAUCUCCAACUGCUAUUCUUCCAGCUCCAAAUUCUACAGCUUGGUCCAAUGGGGAUGCAUUUCCUCAGUCACCUCGGAGAGGCAGGUCGAGCACAAGGGAUCGCAAGGGCAGGGAUCGACCAAGUCCUCUUGGUCCUCAUGGGAAAACAGAUCUAAGUGCACCAUUGGGAGCUGUUAACAAUGAAGUGGCAGUCAAAGGUUCAGAAAAUGGGGGUCCCAAUUCGUGUGAUCUGUAUAGGCCAUUGCGCCUUCCUGGUGCAGCUGAGCAGCCUAAGGCUGAGAUUAAUAAUUUUAUUCUGCAUUCUCCAAAGCGUCAGCGCAUUAAGAGUCCAAUUCCCCAAGAGCAUGUUCCUGUUGAGGUUGUGACUGUGGAAGAUGGAGAAGAAGUUGAACAAGUGGAUGAUGAUGACAAGUCUACCAUCAGGGUUGAAAGUCCACUGCUUGCUCCUUUAGGACUUCCAUUCUGCUCGGUAAGUGUUGGUGCAGCUCGGAGAGCUCCCUAUAACAGCCCAAUAAGUUAUCUUACACCAUCAUCAAGUCAUCGACAUGAAGAUUUUGUUAGCAAUGAACAAUUGCCAGAUAGUGAGACUUUGCAAAAGAAGAUGGAGCAGAGAGGAUCGUCUGAGGGUAUCCAAAAUGUGUCCUUUAAUUCUGCUAACUUGCUGAAUCAUGCAGUGGAUACCCACUUGAUAAACUUGAUCAAGUCUGCCAUAGACUUGAGAAGAGCAAGGUCCUGCCACGAGCAAGACAAGCUAGUGCUUUCCAAGCAGAAUCCUUGUAAGGUAGCACAUGGUGUGAAUGGGGUCUGGCCUGGCCAUUCUAUGCCUGUGCAAAGCACAGGUGUUUCUAUGGAAGCUGCACAGAAAGCUAGGAGUCACCCUCCAAUUUCCCUGGAAGAGUUUAAGGUGGCAAUGGAGUUGAAUCCUCAGCAGCUUGGGGAAGAUUGGCCCUUGCAGCUGGAGAAAAUUUGUUUUCGUGUAGCUGAGGAGGAAUAAAGGUUCUGAAUCUUCUCUCUGUCAUACCUUUCUUUUCCUUGAAUCUUCCAUCUUCCCAAAGCAAUGCCAAGCUUACGUUGCAAAAAGAAAAAGAAAAAAAUACUGUCAACAAAGAGAGAAAUUGAUGUUUAGAAAAUAUUUCACUGCCCCUUCAGUUGGAUCAGGAAGGUUGGUUUUUCUUUCUAAAUAUGGGUUCGGUCUUCUGGUCAAGUUACAGGCAGAGGAUGGAAAUGCUGUGUUUCUGCUGGAGGCAUUUAAACUGUAAAUUACCUGGAAAAUGUCUCAUAUAUCUUUACAUAUGAAUGCAUUGACAGUUGAGCCAAUGGUGGGGAAUUUCGAAUACUUCCCACUCUUAGGGAAAGGAGGUUACUAUUUGUGAUCACUUUUGAACUGUCCGGUCAUUGCCUCAAUUCUGGCAAUUUUGCUUGCCCCCUUUUUUCAGGAGCAUUGCAGAGCAAAGAGCAAACUGACAUGGACAUUUUUGCAUUGAUGUUUUAGAUGUAAGAACUAAAUCACUGAUGGGAAUUAUGUGCCAUCCUUGGGAUUGAAGGUGGUGCAAUUAGACAUAUUGUCAAUGUUGAGGACUUGCUUGGGAAACAGGUUAAAAUGGAAAACAGGCCCUUUCUUAUUAUGGUUGAACAGCCACAUCUAGCAAAAUUGUAAUGUGAAGCCCCAAUCAGAUGAAAAUGGCGAAGAUUUGAGUUUGUGGAUUGUAGCAUGGUAUUCCUUUGCAAUCUCAGAUCGUUGGAUAUAUUCCAUUAUUUGAAUUAAAUUUACAUUGUUUGUACAAAACUGUAUCACAUCAAUGGUAAAAUUUCUGGGUUUUUUGGCAGACUGGACAACAUUUUGUCCUUUUGGUCUAUUUUCUCUGAUUUCGCAGACAUGUCCAAUUGUUAUCAAUGUGCAUUCAUGGAUCCAAGUCCAUUGACGUUGUGCAAAUACAAAUUACACUGUACUAUUUAUUUUAACUAGCAACAUGCUAUUGAUAA
Cryptomeria japonica (Japanese cedar) is the source of this 3237-nucleotide messenger RNA. RefSeq lists its product as uncharacterized. The record is from RefSeq and is a predicted model, not a curated record. Gene Ontology annotation, cellular component: SAGA complex. The transcript has a single exon. Bases 881 to 2248 code for a protein of 455 amino acids. Gene Ontology annotation, biological process: regulation of transcription by RNA polymerase II. Lineage: Eukaryota; Viridiplantae; Streptophyta; Pinopsida; Cupressales; Cupressaceae. Gene Ontology annotation, molecular function: transcription coactivator activity.